GAUAGGGUUAUCCACCUUUCGAACAACCAGGGCCUGAUGGGGUGCACGUGAAUGGACGAUAGAAGACUGGGAGCGAGAAUGACAGGAAGUGUAAAAAGUGUCAACAAAACGUAAAGCUGGUACCAGUCAUGUAAUCACAAUGUUCGUUACACUUUCUUGUGGAUGUCACUGGUUGUCCUUUGUUUCAUCCUAAAAGAGCUGCAGAACUUUCUAGUUCUUUGUUUGGAAGCUGAGGAUUCAAAAGUUCCCUCGAGUUUUGCGUGGGACGCUCUGCGUUGAAAAAGAAAACCGCGAUUAGAUCAUCUUGCAAUCUCGUAACCCCACAGUGGAGCAAUUAUUUAGCGAUAAACGGACCAAUCAAAGUACAGUUGACCUUAUCAAGGACACUUAGCACAUUUCGCGGUGCUUUGAUGGGACAACAUUGUCGAGUAAGUGGACAAGUUAGCUGUGGGCCUCCGUCUUCUCCCUUAGCGGGGGCCUAGCGAAGGACAGAGGCCCGUAUGGAAGCCAGGGUCCCCGUUGCACCAGGUUUUGACGAGAAUUGCACGUCUAUGACGCAUGAGUUCUCUCAAGUACCAAAGGAAUUCGGCCCUGGGUUGGUGGACUGUCAUCCGCAGAGCAAUUUCAACUUGUUUGAGAUGCAGAUCAAGCCGGAGUUAAGAUGUGCUAUUGAGGACGGUGGAGAGGAUGUCGACAUGGAAUACAUGAUGGAAAUGUCCUUUGAAUGCGAUAAUGGAAACGAUGCGGUGACUGCCGAUGAACAAGAAAGAAGAAGAAUACGAAGGGAGAGGAACAAAGUGGCCGCCUCUAAAUGUCGCAAGAAGAGAAAGGAGCACGUGAAAACACUAGUCGAGGCAUCCGAAGAGCUGGAACAUCAAAACAACGACCUUCAAGGUCAGAUCAGCAAGCUGCAGGCAGAAAUAAAGCAACUGGAAUUCAUGUUGGAUUCCCACAGCUGUGCCAAAUAUUCCCACGGACAACAGGAUGAUAACGAGCUUGGAUUAAACGUUAAUUAGUGAUGGGGACAAGUGAGAGAGAAAAAAAUCACCUGGAGCAAUGCUCCAUCAUUAUGAUUUAAGAUGAAGAGCUAUAAAUACCACGCGUGUGCGAGCGUGGAACGGGUGCCACACCGUGACAAGAAGAAAUCCCGCGUGCUCUCACCUGAAGCGCGUAGGUGACAAGCGUGGUAUCGCGUUAUUCUUCAUCAUUUGUGCUAACGUAAGGGAGGCGCUUUUUGAAUGAUGUAAGUUUUUGUUUGCUGUAUAAGAGGCUUGCUGGUUUACGACAAAUUUGGUAAAACAAAAUCCUACAAAAUAAGGAGUAAUCAUCCAACGAAACUUCGGAAAGUUUAUUAUGGAUUAAAAGUCGUUUUGAAAAUUAAACCUCGGAGGAUGAAUGUUUUACUGAGUCAAGUGUGGUUGCGUUGCUGGUAAAACGAACGUUUUUGUUUGUGAAUGAAAAAUAUGAUAAGUUAAUUUCAAAAGUUGCGUAUUAAUUAAUUGAUAAAAGAAGCUGCAGUCUGCUUGCAUUGAAGAUAAACUCAUAGCGCUGUUUAGGCUUGCCACUUGUAUAGAUGAUUCGAAAAUUAAAGUGAUUAAAAAUUGAGAAAGUAAAAGCUUAAAUGUGUCUUAACUAUUAAAACUCCCCUAAAUACUGCUAGAUCCCCUAGGUUGAUUAACUUCUGUCUUCUCCCUGCAAUAAUUUCAAUAUCAGUUAAGGACGGUGCCUACUAAAUACAAAGCCGUCCUUUCGCCAGAUUAGGACCAUGUGGAAAAAUUAGACCUUUUGCAAGAGCUAUUGGAAGCCGCAGAGAAAACUAGGGAUAGCCACGCAUUUUUCGGAGAUAAUUAGCAUGGAAUCUCCCUCGAACAAAAAUGCUGACGUCAGAAGUAAUUAAUUAAUUAUUUUUUAAUUAGUAUUUUGACUUUAAUGAGCCCCCUCCCCCAAUUGUAAAAGCGACAUUCUAAAUGAUUACUUGCGCGAACUAUUCAAACUCAAUUUUCAUUGGUUAUUGAUACUCUGGGGAAAAUGCAAAUGACAGUACAAAAUAAUUUGCAUAUGUACCAACACAUCACUCUACUCGAAGCGAAGAAAGGGAAGAGUUGGCAACCUACCCUCUCACCCAACUAGUAAGUCAG
This is a messenger RNA of Orbicella faveolata, 2138 nucleotides long. RefSeq lists its product as uncharacterized. Gene Ontology annotation, biological process: regulation of transcription by RNA polymerase II. NCBI's taxonomy places the organism in Eukaryota, Metazoa, Cnidaria, Anthozoa, Scleractinia, Merulinidae. Gene Ontology annotation, molecular function: RNA polymerase II cis-regulatory region sequence-specific DNA binding; DNA-binding transcription factor activity, RNA polymerase II-specific. The record is from RefSeq and is a predicted model, not a curated record. Gene Ontology annotation, cellular component: nucleus.